Messenger RNA from Antechinus flavipes (yellow-footed antechinus), 1554 nucleotides. Its product is annotated as leucine-rich repeat-containing protein 14-like. The record is from RefSeq and is a predicted model, not a curated record. NCBI's taxonomy places the organism in Eukaryota, Metazoa, Chordata, Mammalia, Dasyuromorphia, Dasyuridae. Gene Ontology annotation, cellular component: cytoplasm.
AUGUGUUCCCUGACUUUCCUAAGUGCUCAGCAAUUGAUCAAGGAUGAGAAAGCCACAUGUAAAAUAUUGGGAUCUAUGCCACAGAUCAUAUAUAACAUCCUAUUCAAGGUGGCUUUCAGAGAAAAUAAGACAAAGCUGCUGCAUGAACUGGUGAAGACGUGGCCUUCCUCCCAACUUAAAUUCCAGAUGCUGCUGCAGACAUGUUGGUGCUGUUCCUGCACUUCUUCUAAGAAGUGUCCAAGGUCUCAGUGGCCUCUCACAUGUAAUGAAUCAAGCAAAAAUAAAAUUGAUGCCAUCAUCUUGGGAGGGAUGAGCUGUAUAAGGAAAGUAAUCGUGAGUGGUUCACAGCAGCUUCCAAACAGGUUUGUCCUUAGGCUGGAUAUGACAGGAUUACUUAAUAAAAAUAUUUUUUGGAAUUUAAAACUUAUGAGAUUAUGGGCCAACUCAGCAAGCAGAGUCAGAGUCUACAACUCCUUACAGUACCAGAGACAUGUCCCAGAAAGCCAGGCAAGGGACCACCUGGCAGAAGAAACCCCACUCACAACUUUCCCAAUAGAAACUUGUGUGGAACUCCUAGUAGAUCUCCAAGUGAGUUCAUCCUCUAAGGAGUUUUUAACAGAAGCUCUCCAGAACAACACCAACAGCCCUUUCCAACUAAAGUGCAGAGAUUUCUACACUGCUCUCAUCUUUUUUCAUGAUGCUGUAAGAAUUCUGACUCUUUUGGACCCUUUGGCAAUUCGCAGAAUGGAUUUAAGUCAUUGCAUGAUAAUCUUGAUGGAUAUCAGGUCCCUUGUAUCACAGAUUGCAACCUUCCAAAAUUUGCAGAGCUUGAAACUGCCUUCUUUUAGUGGAAAUGAAAAACAGGAGGUAGACUUCACAUUAAAGAUCAGUAUUGACAUUCUUGCUGCAGAACUGAGCAAAUUGAGGCACCUCAGGGAGAUUGCUUUAUGUGGCCUUUGUCUUUCUGACCAGGUGGAAUAUCUGCUUAGAGGUCUACAAUGCUCCCUGGACCUUCAAUUUUCUUACUGCACUCUGACAAAGAAAGACCUAAUUUACCUGUCCAGGAGUCAACAUAGCAUUCAUCUUAUAAAGCUAGAUCUUACUGGCAACAAUAUAACCAAACAUUUAGACUCCUUCCUGGAACUUCUAAAGUCAGUCUCAAAUUCACUGAAGUGGCUGAAUGUGACAAUGUGUGGAAUCAAGGAUAGUGACUUUUUAAAAAUCUUGUCCUAUUUAUAUUCCUGUACCAGGCUCUCCCAUCUUGAUCUGUGUGGCAACCCACUAUCUAGCACAAGUGUGUACAUUUUACUAAGUCCAGGCCAGCACAAAUUGCCCAACCUGAAGGUGAUAUCAGUUCCAGUCUUCCUAGAUUGUUGCAAGAACCUGCCCCAGCACGGUCCACUUCCAAAGUCAUUGGAGCCUUACAUUGAUAGUGACAAGUUUUCCUCUGUUCUGAAGGAAAUGAAGCAGAUGGAACUCAAAAAAGGAGACUCUGCCAUUGAGUAUCCUUCUAGUCUUACCUUUGACUUGCUUAACUAUUUUGACCUGCGAUAA